Cryptotermes secundus is the source of this 2027-nucleotide messenger RNA. RefSeq names its product gastrula zinc finger protein XlCGF57.1-like. Gene Ontology annotation, cellular component: nucleus. The transcript has a single exon. NCBI's taxonomy places the organism in Eukaryota, Metazoa, Arthropoda, Insecta, Blattodea, Kalotermitidae. Bases 213 to 1103 code for a protein of 296 amino acids. The record is from RefSeq and is a predicted model, not a curated record.
UUAAAUUGGAUGCAACCAGUAGAGAGUCUGCACACUUCAAUAAGGAUGUUAGCACCGAGGAACUCCCUGGUGAACACAGUGCAGAUUUGUCAGAGUUACAGAGCGAAGGGAACUUUGGUUCGUGCGAGAUUUGUAAGAAAACAUUUUCUCUUGGCAAUAAUAUAUCGGGACUUAUAAGUGCAAGUAGCAGAGGAACAACUUCUCAUUGUGAAAUGUGUGUCAAAUCGUUCAUUGAGACGCGUAGUGCCGUGCGACUAUUCAGAGGUGGUGAACAGAAGUUUUCAUGCAAUGUAUGCACCAGAAGUUUCACUAGUCGCUAUAAUCUAGACAGUCAUAUCAGGGUACACAGUGGAGAACGACCCUUUUCUUGUGAAGUGUGCAAGAAAAGGUUCGCUCAUCGCUCUAACCUAAACGCCCAUCUCAGAGUACACACCGGAGAAAGACCUUUUUCGUGCAAAGUGUGUAACAAAAGGUUCCGUCAGCGGUUUCAUCUAAAGACCCAUCUGAGAGUACACACUGUGGAACGGCCUUCAUCUUGCGAAGUAUGUAAGAAAACGUUCACUCAGAGCUCUAGCUUAAACGCCCAUCUCAGCGUACACACCGGAGAACGACCCUUAUCUUGCGAAGUGUGUAAGAAAUGUUUCGGUCAUCGCUCCAACCUAAACGCCCAUCUCAGAGUACACACCAGACCUUUCUCGUGCAAAAUGUGUAAGAAAAGUUUUUCCCACCUCACUGCCCUAAACAGGCAUCUCAUGAUACACAGUGGACAACGACCUUUCUCUUGCAAAAUAUGUCACAAAAAAUUCAUUCAACGCUCAUCUCUGAAUACGCAUCUCAGGAUACACACAGGAGUGCGACCUUUUUCGUGUGAAAUAUGUAAGAAAAGUUUCACUGAAAGCUCAAAUCUGAACACGCAUCUCAGAAUUCAUACAGGAGAACGGCCCUUUUGUUGCGAUGUGUGUAAGAAAAUGUUCGCUCAUCGCGGUAACCUAAUAACGCAUCUCAGAAUACACAGUGGAGAACGACCUUUUUCGUGCAAAGUUUGUAAGAAAAGAUUUUCCCAGCUCAGUGUCCUAAAUAAGCAUCUCAGAAUACACAGUUGAGAUCUACAUUUUGAGUGCAAUGUCUGUAAGAGGAAGUUCGCUAAAAGCUCAAACUUAAACCGGCAUCUCCUAAUACAUAGUGCCGGACUAAAUGUGUAGAGAAAUUUGUAGCAAAUUUUCUUUCUUCGCAGAUAUCCGAACUGGUGACAUAGUGUACACCACGAGAAAUUAACUUUCGCGUAAUAUGUCCAAGAAAGCAUCCAUACAGUGCCAGAGCCCGAGACUGAUUUACAAGUGUGUACAUUUACAUUAACUGGACUGCAGUGUUUAAAUAUUCAAAUCUGCUAUAACAAAUUAAGUGCUUACAGAAGCAGGAAGUUCCUCUAUGUGGCACACAUGGUACUCCUGACAUCGUUCUCCCAUUACAGAGUCAUAUUGAUCAUGACAUUUCGACUAUUACAGGACUAUUCACUUAUGAUUCGAAGGCAAUUAAUUUAAAUUUAUUUUCAGGACUUAAAUUCAAAUGCUUAAAAUGUUUAGCAUACUUAAUUGAAUUUUCAGUCUUAUAUCCAUUCAUUUGAUGUAUAAAUUCCUGAAUAUGUUCAACAAUUCACUUAGCUUCUACGUGUAUAGAGAUUUAGUGUUAUUUUUAUAAGUUAUUUGCUAUAAUAGGUUAAUGUAACUUAAUUUCGGAAUAAGAAAAUGUAUCCAUCGUAUUUAUUUGUAUUCUGUGAUUUCUCUGUUUUGUGUCGAAGUAUUGUUUCACUGUGUAUAUACUCUCACGUUGUAGAGAAUUUGACUUUGUCUUAUGUGACUCGAUGCAUUAUUCAGAUGUUAUAAAUCUGUUAAAAUUCCCUCCUUCUUUCCAACCAUAAUUUUAUUUUGUAUCAACUUCAUUUAUUUUUAUGGAAUAAAUAUCCUACUGAUCUGCACGAGAUUUCCUCUGUUUGGGCCUGUGUGCAUGCUCUGCUGUUUCCUUCCUUU